GGACAGCAUAUAGACAUUAGUAGCAUCGUUUAUGGUGGACUCUCGACAGGCAACGAAGACCGCACUUUGUAAUCGAUUUUGAACUUUUUUGAUUAUUCUCGCACUAAAAUAUUAAGAAUAACAAUAAAAAAUUAUCGAAAAAUCAGUCCUCUCGCGAUUUUCUGUUCAAAGUCAAAGGAAACCGAUUGUAAAAUACGACUUUGCAAAAAAAGAAAUCUUCACAUUUUUGGAGUAGCCACGUGUUCGGCCGUUUUCUUUCAUACGUUUUUUGCUGUUAGUGCGAUAAUUUCCGUGAAAUAAAAAAAACUGGACGUGUCUAGAGUUGUUAAUUUACUCGUGGCUCAAUUUGUACAAAGUUUUAACCUCAUAUUAUCAGUAUUUACCUGCUAAUUGAAUAUACAACGCAGUAUGUCUCGUGACCAGUAAGAGGAAGCCCGCGGAAAAGAGAGAUGUUAUUUCUUUGUGUUAGAAAAAGGUGAUGCUGAGAAAUCAUGACGGAUUUCGUAGACGGUUGGAUUCUCGGCCAUACCCUGGGGGAAGGCGCCUACGGAGAAUUUAUCAAAACAUCCGGACGCUCGAAGAACAGUUCGUAAGGAAACGACGAUUCACAGAAUGUUGUCAAAUCCUAACAUAAUCCAGUAUUUUGGGCAACGCAGUGAAAAAAAUAUGGAGUAUAUAUUUUUGGAGUAUGCUUCAGGUGGCGAAUUAUUUGACAAAAUAGAACCCGACAUUGGAAUGCCAAAAUGGGAAGCGCAAAAGUACUUUAGGCAAUUAAUCUCUGCAGUGGAAUAUUUACACAGUAGAGGUGUUGCCCAUCGAGACUUGAAGCCAGAAAAUUUACUUUUGGAUGAAAACGAUAAUUUGAAAGUCUCGGAUUUUGGUCUUGCGACUGUGUAUAGGUUACAAGGUAAAGAACGUUCUCUAGAUACGAGGUGUGGAACUUUACCUUAUGUGGCUCCGGAAGUACUCGAACGGCCAUAUCAAGCCGAACCUGCAGAUAUUUGGUCCUCCGGAAUUAUCCUUGUUGCUCUGCUGGCCGGAGAACUGCCUUGGGAUCAAGCCUCGGCAGAGUGUCCAGAAUACGAAGCGUGGAAAAAUGGAAAGUAUAUGUCGGUGACACCCUGGAAGAAACUGGAUAAAUUUUCACUUUCCUUGAUUAAACAUAUUCUCGUUCAUGAACCUUCUCGCAGGUUUAAGAUCAGCGAGAUUAAGAAGCACGCGUGGUUCCGCGACAAUUUCUCCGAAGAUGGAAAUCCCAUUGAGCGAGAUGUUGUCGACGGAUUGAGAGCAAAAAGAUUUCAUAAAGACGAGGAAGAAGUAUUAAUGAGAACAUGUUUGUCUCAGCCGGAAUUGCCAGGAAAAGAAACGAAUGGCUUGUCGACGUUUACAAUAGAAGAACGGCCUGGUUUUUCUUUCUCGCAGCCAGCUCACAUGGAGGAUCUUUUGCUUUCAACGCAACUCCAAACUUUGGCGUAUACACAAACCCAGACGCAAACUAGUCUGAGUACUUUCCAGAAAAUGGUUCGUCGAAUGACGAGAUUCUUUGUUAAGACUGAAUGCGACACGACUGUAAAGAGGCUAAUAAGUUGUCUGAAGAAAGAGAGUUACACGUAUCGUAUCAAUGAAUGUGGAAUAAUCACUAUUUCCUCUAUGGAUAGAAGGAAAAUGCCGUUAGUGUUCAAAAUAAAUAUCCACGAGAUGGAUGGAAAAAUCUUGGUGGACUUUCGUUUAUCGAAGGGCUGUGGUCUUGAAUUUAAGCGAAGAUUUUUGAAGAUCAAAGAAAAGGUUGACGAUAUUAUUGCGCGAGACAGUUCAAAUCACCGGCAGGUCUCAUAAUGCAAAAGCGAGUUGUUGGUUCUGUAGAUUUUUUAACUCCCUACGUUUGUAAGAUUUACUGCGUUUUUAUUAAAACAGUUUAUAUUUUUUAGAAAA
Belonocnema kinseyi is the source of this 1932-nucleotide messenger RNA. It is a transcript of the gene grp, whose product is annotated as serine/threonine-protein kinase grp. The record is from RefSeq and is a predicted model, not a curated record. Gene Ontology annotation, cellular component: cytoplasm; nucleus; site of double-strand break. Gene Ontology annotation, biological process: mitotic G2 DNA damage checkpoint signaling; protein phosphorylation. NCBI's taxonomy places the organism in Eukaryota, Metazoa, Arthropoda, Insecta, Hymenoptera, Cynipidae. Bases 613 to 1836 code for a protein of 407 amino acids. The transcript is spliced from 7 exons. Gene Ontology annotation, molecular function: ATP binding; protein kinase activity.